AUCAUCUCGUGACUUGGUAAACGCUGACUAGCACUGGGAGUAUUAAGUAAUGAAAGUUGCGGUUACAAUCUACUUGCAUUUGAUAAGAAGAUAACACAGUAGUGUAAAAUUGACGGAAGCAUUUUCACCAUGACACAUCAACCACUUAUCAAAACAAGGAAGACAGAGAAAAUAAUCGAUGGGAUAUUGACACAAGUAGUUUGUACAGAAUUCAGCAACUACAUCUUCAUUGUGCUGACACAGUAUGGAAAGAUUGGGACACUUGUAUCUAUAACACCUGACUUGAAAUCCAGUGACAUCAGCACCAGCAUGUUUACUACAAAAGUGCUGCUGGGAAAAGAUGAGGCACUUAUUCAUGUCUAUGCAAAAAAUGUCGCCACAUUUGUUUGCCAGGAGGCAGGAAAUCGACCUGUUCUUUUGGGGCUUGCACUUAAAGACUGCAAAGCUGAAAAUAUGAAGACGUUUAAAGACAUGAUCAAAAGCUGCAGCGUAUGGUGACCAAGGACAUUUCAUUCAAAGUAUAAGUAGUUUUGAAUGUAUGUAGUUUUUGUUUUACUGAUACACUUACGUUUUGAUUCCUGUUCAGCUUGUUUUCCUUCAGACAAAUGAAGGCAAUAUUGUUCAAAGAAGAAUGAUUAUGAAGUCAGUCUUGUGAUUUGUAGUUUUUUUGGUAAUUUUAGAGAAAUCUGGUUUUCAUUAUGGAUGCCUAAAUUUAUUACAUCCUUUACUAGAAUAUUAUGUGCUAAUGUAUGAGGGUGUCACACAUACUACUUGAGACUUUGUUUUUAGUACCCAUGUUAACAAGAGGUGUGUUUUUUAACUCAAGCCAGAUACAGUUUAAUUCUAUUAAGCAAAAAAGGUCUUGUUGGAAAAAGCACCUAUUGCCCAAAUUUCAACUGCUUCAUGUAAACCGGCUUUAUCUUGAGAAGUGGUUUUAUUAUUUUUUUUUUAUUGUGAUUUAUUUAUUAAUAUUCUUUAAAGCUCUGGCAUUACAGAAUGUGUCCGUGUUAAUUCCCAUUUAAUAACAUUGUUAAUAGUAAGAUGGUCAUCACUUUCUUAUUGCUUCAAUAAAGCCAUUUGUUUCAUACCAAAACAUUGCCUGGAUGUAUUUACACAACUGCAUUUUAUAAAAACAGAAUUUGAACCAACCUGAAACAUUAGACCACUUAGGCUUUCUAGUUUUUGUUACAGUAAUCUAAUUUGUAAACUUUGCAAUAAAAAAUGUGGAAUGUUUCAAAA
Messenger RNA from Trichomycterus rosablanca, 1239 nucleotides. RefSeq names its product proteasome (prosome, macropain) assembly chaperone 3 (gene psmg3). Bases 130 to 498 code for a protein of 122 amino acids. Lineage: Eukaryota; Metazoa; Chordata; Actinopteri; Siluriformes; Trichomycteridae. Gene Ontology annotation, biological process: proteasome assembly. The transcript is spliced from 3 exons. The record is from RefSeq and is a predicted model, not a curated record.